UUCUUUCUUUUCUUUUUUUUUUUUUAACAUGUGCAUGAGUUUACUUUUGCUCACAAUCUGUCUUUAAGUCGGAGAUCUUUUUUUUUUCUCCUCUAGCAGUCCCAAGAAGCUCGAAAUGACUCAAAUAAAAGGAGGGGAGUUUGCAAUAGUUUGGCGUACAAGUCAUUUCUACUCAUGGAUUAUUAAAUGCACUGAAGUUAGUAUUGCUUCUGAUUUCAAAAAAAAAAGAAAAGAAAAGAAGAAGAAGAAGAAGAAGACGUGAAUUAUAAUUACUUAGGAGAUUUAAUGUAAUCUAUUUAUACAGAAAGAAAUAAGCCGACAAUGCCGCGCGGGUUUUUUUUCCCCCCGCACCAUAACGCUCGUCUUGCAAGUAAAGUCGAACAUGAAGAUUAAAAAAAACAAGCCAAGUCGUUGUUGGUGUGCUGCUUGAGCAUGCUGAAUUAUUUAGCUGUGUUGUGGAAAACCCAGGCGAGCACCUGUUUGUUGUUGUUUUGCUCGCUGUUGCACGCGCACGAGCGCUGGAUCAAAGCAGUCGGGAUUCACGAAUCAACUCCAAACAACUGGAGCUUUUUUUUUUUCCUUCCUAAGACUCCGAGACAGCGUUUAUUCAUUCAUAAAAACAACUCCAAUAUAUACCUAAAACACACACACACACAUAACACACACAUACGAGACAAAAUAUCCACCGUGAUGUAGAACUUAUUGAUCUCGUGCUAUCUAUCCAUGGUUUGUUCGGGCUAGUUUUUGGAUGCUGAAUAUUUUUCUGCUCAAGCUUAAGCCACUAGGAGGAGCUCCUCUUUCCACAAAACUUUAUUUGUGGAUUUUUUUUUUUUUUUAAUGUGUCUAUGUGUGUGUUUGGCUUUUUGACUGCCAGUCAACUGAGCGGUAAUCCAAUCGUUUGUGAUGCCGAGGACACGCGUUUCCGUUUGACGCUCUCUCUCUCUCUCACACGCACACACACACACACUCAUACACACACGCACACACACACAUACAGACACGGCUCUCCUAAUGUUUACAGCAGCUCGGAACAGUCGGCAGUGUGGAGUCAGCUGUACACUACAUUACCCACGGCAAUACCGGGCUGAUGGCGCAGCCUUCUUAAAGGAGCAGGGGCAAUGCGGAGAGAGCGCCUCCCGGGCCGAGCCGUGUGAGAGCCCUCAGCCUCAGCCUCUGCCUCAGCCGAGCGAGCUGGAAGUGUUAUUUAGGGGAGGGAUCGCGGCGGUGCCCAAUAGCCGCGUGGCUUACCAGUCCAGGUCGCCUGUGUUCCGAACCCUCUCCAGGUCGUCGAGUGGAUAUUUUUCGUUCGACAGUGAGCCGAGCUCUCCACUAAUCACCCAUAGCACGGCCACUCAGACCCCGAGUCCGUCUAGUCAAGUGAUAACUCACGCCCUGCAGCGCAUUUCCGAAGCGCGAGGCGACGCGCGCGCUCACGAAUUAUGGCCUGCUCUCCAUAACCACUAUCCACCCCACGGAGCGGCAUCUGCGGGGGACAUGCAACCGGAGUCGUACGUUGCGCAAGAGUUGCGGCGCAUCGGCGAUGAAUUUAAUCAGCUUUAUUUUCAUGAGGCAGAAAGAAAUGGUGGCGCAGCCCCUCAGCAGGCCCAGAACGAGCCCGCCAUCAUGUUGUGGGUGGGGCUCCUGAUUGGACGGCUAUUACAGUUCCUCCUGAGACAAAGAUGAUGGACACACAGAACACCCAGCAGACAAGUAGCACCUGAAUGUAGAUAUGUAAAUACACAACAUCAGAAACUGUGCUUGCUCUCUCUCUCUCUCUCUCUCUCUCUCUCUCUCUCUCUCUGCCUCUAUCUCACUAUGAGAGUAUCUGUUCCUCUUUCAACUGCACGCUGACGUUGACAUUCCCUGUCCGGAGAGGAAUUUGGAUCUGGAUGCCUGGAAUUGGGUGGGAAAUUCUGGGAUGUAACCUGGAGUCAUAGACAGCUAUGUUUCCUGCAUAAAUAUGGAAAGCUGAGCCAUUAAAACACUGGGUCAAGAAGGCCUCUGUCUGUCUCUGGAGUUUUUCCGUUUUUCGCCAAGCGAAGACGUGUUGAAAACGUGCCUUCGUGGCCUCAGUGCUCUAAUCUUUCCCUUUCAGUGCCUGUUUGCUGUUUUUUUUUUUUUUUUUGGUUAUUUUAAUUUUAACUAUGUAUUCCUUUAAUAACUUGCCUGUGUUCUGUAUUUAUUUGCCACUGUUGUAUUUAAGUUGUGUUUUGUAUUGUUUUUAAUGGAAGUGGAUUAGUUAGCGGUAAUGUUGCAGUUCUGCCUGCCCUUCUUUAUUAACUCAAAAUUUGCACUUCUGUUCGAAUAGUCUACACAUAAUAGUUACACAGAAUUAUUUGAUUAAUCAUGUAUUGCCUGAAGAUCUUGGUGGAAACAAGGAAAUCUCCAACCGGUUGUGAACAGCGUAUGAGAGCUACAGAAACACACCAGGCCAGACAUUCAGCGACUUGUUAAUUUCGCCUUUUGGCUUUUCAGAAACCUGAGGGACAGCCAACCCGUAGUACACGUGCGAUUUUCACACUGUUAUUUGCCAGAGAAACGUCAGCCUUGGCUUCAUGCCCUUUCAUGUUUUGAGGCCAAGUGAUUUAAUACUGACGAAAUACAACACAAACCCUCACAAGGCCGUCUUUUUUUGCUUUUGUGAAAAUGAAUGAAAGUGAGCGACUGGAAUUUCUAAGGACAGACGAGACACACCGGUUUCCACGUUAAAGUGAUUUGGAUGAAAUUUUAUUUUUAACAGAUGAUUUUAAUUGUUUUAAAUUUGGCCCAUGGUGUAAUUUCAUGAGUGAAAGGUUUAAUAAUACACGUGCGGUUGGUCAGCUGUGGUUGUAUUGGGCAUUUCAUCGUGGGUGGUGGUGUCCACUUUUAAUUGCGUGUGUGAGAUUAAAGCUAUUCAGGGGAUUUUCAAGUGAGGUUUUGUUUCUUGCUGACUUUUGACCAAGAACAGCCUUAAUCGCCGAGUCUGGAUUCAAGAAAAGUGAUGUAAUGGUGUUAUAAAAAUAGCUUCAGUGACUCAGGGGAUUUAUACCUGUGGAGUUUUAAACAAAAUGGGCUUUCUUCAUGAUCCAGUCCAUGGCUCUACCCUAACCUUUUUUAUGCAUUGCCAUUUUCCCAGUAUUGCAUUUAGCAUUCCAAAAGAUGGGUCAUAUUCUACACUUACAUUCUUGGCACUUAACAACUAAUAUGUUAACUGUGUUAGAUAUGUUAACUGAUGACAAAUGACACCCAGAGGAAUUGGCAGAUAUUAAAGACACCCACAAUCCACUUGUUAAAAUGCAAUUAUGGGCAUCGUUUCUGUCACAUUUUCAUCAUUUCUUUCAUUCAAAAUUGAAUUUCUUGUCAAAAUGACAACAAGCUUUUUUUUUUUAGCUUGCCUUGAUCGUUUCAGGUUUACCACUCAAACCAAAGAACGUGUUUCAACGUACUGUAUGUAAAUGUUGACAUUUGCAUUGUGUUCUUCAAUAUUUAUGCAUUACGUAUGCACAAUCAUAUGAAGAUUGGUAUAGAAUCAAACUCCCGGUAUUGGAAAUGUCAUAGAUUUCAUGCCCUUUUUUUCCCCCAGGACAAACGUUUUCACAGAAGAUAAACUUCAAGCCGAUCUGCAUUCCAGUUCACUGGAUUUUUUUCAUAGAUUCAGUCGCAUUACCUGCAAAUUAACUGAUCCACCUCGCAGACCCAGUACGUUUGUAGCAAAACAUUUUUCUUUGGUUCUUUUUUUUUUUUUUUUUUUUUUGACAUUUUGUUGUUGCACUGAAACCUUGCUGUGCUGAACUUGUGCAAUACUGCUGUAAAUAAAAGCUUCUUUUUCAUCUUUCUAAAAA
This is a messenger RNA of Pangasianodon hypophthalmus (striped catfish), 3821 nucleotides long. It is a transcript of the gene bcl2l11, whose product is annotated as BCL2 like 11. The record is from RefSeq and is a predicted model, not a curated record. NCBI's taxonomy places the organism in Eukaryota, Metazoa, Chordata, Actinopteri, Siluriformes, Pangasiidae. The coding region runs from base 1012 to 1683 and encodes 223 amino acids. The transcript is spliced from 4 exons.